AAUGAAUGUGUUUAUCAUUGCUGCACUGGCCUAUGUUCACGUGUGCUUUAUGAUUACGAUGAAAAUUGUGCCCUACAAGUCCAAGCUGAAGGUUACAUUUUUACAAAUCCAUAACAAAACAUAACAAAAGGUAAUAUAAUUACUGCUUGGUGUGCAUCCUGAAGAAGGAUCAUGGUAAACUCUACACAGGUUUCUUAUUUCACACUUGCUGCCUACUUUGACACUGGAGCUUUUAAGUACUUUUGUUUUAUGACUGUCAUGUGUUUAUAUACUUUUAUUGUCAGUGUAAAUGUUUUGCUCAUCGUGAUUAUCUGCAUGAACAGAAGCUUACAUGAACCUAUGUACAUUUUCCUGUGCAGCCUGUUUGUAAAUGAACUGUAUGGUAGUACAGGGUUGUUUCCAUUCCUGCUGGUUCAGAUCCUCUCUGACGUUCACACUGUUUCUGCUUCAGUUUGUUUCCUGCAGAUUUAUUGUGUACACUCAUACGGAGCUGUAGAAUAUUUAAACUUAGCCAUCAUGUCUUAUGACAGAUAUCUCGCUAUCUGUUAUCCUCUGCAAUACAACACACGUAUGACAUAUAAGAAGAUUGCUAUACUGAUUGCUCUAACGUGGUUAUACCCUUUGCUUGCUUGUAUUACAUAUACAAUAUAUUUGAAAUCCCAUUCGCAGAUGUGUGGGAACACCAUUCACAAAGUUUACUGUGAUAGUCACUCUGUUGUCAAGCUGGCAUGUUCAGAUUCCCUUGUGGUUAACGUAUAUGGGCUCAUUUUGUCUUUUGGCAUAAUCUUUGGUGCUUUAAUUUUUAUCAUUUUCACGUACAUGAAAAUUCUUAUAGUUUGUUUUUCUGGUUCCAAACAGACGAGACAAAAAGCUGUCAGUACCUGCACACCUCACCUGGCUUCUCUGAUCAACUUCUCUGUCGGGGCUAGUUUUGAAUUAAUACAGAGCAGGUUUAACAUGAACAAUGUGCCCAAUAUGAUGAGAAUAUUUUUAUCUUUAUACUUUCUUACGUGCCAGCCGCUCUUCAAUCCUGUAAUGUAUGGCCUGAAACUGUCCAAAAUCCGUGUCAUGAGUAAAAAUCUGAUGUUAAAUGUGGGCUCCUAAUACAAAGUUA
Messenger RNA from Scatophagus argus, 1114 nucleotides. Its product is annotated as olfactory receptor 5F1-like. Gene Ontology annotation, molecular function: olfactory receptor activity; G protein-coupled receptor activity. The transcript has a single exon. Gene Ontology annotation, biological process: G protein-coupled receptor signaling pathway. NCBI's taxonomy places the organism in Eukaryota, Metazoa, Chordata, Actinopteri, Scatophagidae. Gene Ontology annotation, cellular component: membrane. The coding region runs from base 172 to 1104 and encodes 310 amino acids. The record is from RefSeq and is a predicted model, not a curated record.